Atta colombica is the source of this 957-nucleotide messenger RNA. RefSeq names its product mitochondrial inner membrane protease subunit 1-like. Lineage: Eukaryota; Metazoa; Arthropoda; Insecta; Hymenoptera; Formicidae. The coding region runs from base 286 to 741 and encodes 151 amino acids. Gene Ontology annotation, molecular function: serine-type endopeptidase activity. The transcript has 4 exons. The record is from RefSeq and is a predicted model, not a curated record. Gene Ontology annotation, cellular component: membrane; mitochondrial inner membrane peptidase complex.
AGAUUUUGUUCCUAUUGCCUGUGCUUUUUCAUUGUGUUUCCGGCUUUAUAUUCUAAUAUCGGAUUUUUUCGUUUCUCAAAAACGCGUCGAAUGAAUUCAAUUUCAUCAAAAUCGAAGUGGAAGGGGGUGUUCUAAACAAUUACCGUGCAUAUUAUGUAUAUACCUAUACGCGAGUAAACGAACGGAGCGAAUUACGCGUUCUAGUACGAACGUUAUGUACAUAUGUGAUUCUGGUAGAUUCGGACGAGAAGAAAUGAUCUCUCUUCUCGUCGAUUCUUUGUCAUAAUGCUGAACAAAUUUAUAGUUAAGGUUAUUCGUGGGUUCGUGCAAUGUGCAUGUGUGACAUAUUGCAUAUACGAGUAUGUAGGUGAUAUUGUCGUGUGUAGUGGUCCAUCCAUGGAACCCACUUUGUACACUAAUGACGUCUUACUUCUGGAACGAAUAUCAGUUAGAUUACAAAGGCUUGAGAAGGGAGACAUUGUCAUAUCUAAAUGUCCCAACAAUCCGGAGCAGAAUAUAUGCAAGCGAAUCAUAGGCCUGCCUGGCGACAAAAUAAGGAAUGGCUUUAUCAUAACUACGAUACCUUAUGGACACGUUUGGCUGGAAGGUGACAACAGAAAUAAUUCUACAGAUUCGCGAAUAUAUGGACCAGUACCUCAUGGAUUGUUACGUGGGCGAGCUUUAUGUAAAAUACUUCCUUUAAGAGAUAUAACUAUGUUUACAACCAAAUAUGCAACUUAAAUUAUUUUUUAUAUUUAAUAGAUAUUUGUAUUGAUUAAGGAUUGCAGGAAUAUUCACUUAGUCACAUUUUAUUUAAACUAGAUUUAAAAAAAUAAAAAAUUCCUGAUGUAUUAUAUGUGAUUAGUGGCAUAAAAGCAUCGUUAACAGAUUUUCGAAAAAAAAAAAAAAAACAGUAUAUUAUAUAAAAGUAUAUUAUAUAAAAAUAGUUAUACUUUU